Messenger RNA from Vidua chalybeata, 729 nucleotides. RefSeq names its product homeobox B8 (gene HOXB8). The record is from RefSeq and is a predicted model, not a curated record. The coding region runs from base 1 to 729 and encodes 242 amino acids. The transcript is spliced from 2 exons. Gene Ontology annotation, cellular component: nucleus. Gene Ontology annotation, biological process: regulation of transcription by RNA polymerase II. Gene Ontology annotation, molecular function: DNA-binding transcription factor activity, RNA polymerase II-specific; RNA polymerase II transcription regulatory region sequence-specific DNA binding. NCBI's taxonomy places the organism in Eukaryota, Metazoa, Chordata, Aves, Passeriformes, Viduidae.
AUGAGCUCCUAUUUUGUCAACUCACUCUUCUCCAAAUACAAAACCGGCGACUCCCUGCGCCCCAAUUACUAUGACUGUGGGUUCGCUCAGGAUCUCGGGGGCAGACCCACCGUGGUGUACGGACCCAGCACGGGGGGCACCUUCCAGCACCCGCCCCAAAUCCAGGAGUUCUACCACGGAGCGUCCUCGCUCUCCAGCUCCCCUUACCAACAGAAUCCCUGCGCCGUGGCGUGCCAUGGGGACCCCGGCAACUUCUACGGCUACGAGCCCUUGCAGAGGCAGAGCCUCUUCGGCGCGCAGGAGCCCGAGCUGGUGCAGUACGCGGACUGCAAGCUCGCCGCCAGCGGCCUCGGAGAGGAGGCGGAGAGCUCGGAGCAGAGCCCUUCUCCGACCCAGCUUUUCCCCUGGAUGCGACCGCAAGCAGCCGCCGGACGCAGGAGGGGGAGGCAAACCUACAGCCGCUACCAGACGCUGGAGCUGGAGAAGGAAUUUCUAUUUAAUCCCUACCUGACCCGCAAGCGGAGGAUCGAGGUCUCGCAUGCCCUGGGAUUGACAGAGAGGCAGGUCAAAAUCUGGUUCCAGAACAGGAGGAUGAAAUGGAAAAAGGAGAACAACAAAGACAAGUUUCCCAGCAGCAAAUGCGAGCAGGAAGAACUGGAAAAACAGAAAAUGGAAAGGGCCCAGGAGGUGGACGAGGAAGGGGAAGCACAGAAGGCGGACAAGAAAUAA